This is a messenger RNA of Saccoglossus kowalevskii, 2430 nucleotides long. RefSeq names its product protein neuralized. The record is from RefSeq and is a predicted model, not a curated record. Gene Ontology annotation, molecular function: ubiquitin protein ligase activity. NCBI's taxonomy places the organism in Eukaryota, Metazoa, Hemichordata, Enteropneusta, Harrimaniidae.
CUGGCAGACAGUGUGUUGAUUAUGUGCGCAAGGGAGGAUUUUAUUUUGGUCAUUUUUGUCCAGAACUGAACUUUGAGUCAUGUCAGACAUAACCCAAUCGUCUGGAGUAGUUAGCGAACGAGAUGGGUCAGAAUUCGAGCAGCAAUAACCAUUCAAAUAGCAGAGCUGGAUCAGGACGUAGCCAGGAUCGGCUGACGGGAGUGGCAUUAACACCUCCAGGUAUUGUGAGCAAUAGUAACAGUCCAACAUCCACGUCAUAUAAUGCUAAUGAACCAUUGAAAUUUCAUGGUCUGCAUGGAAGUAACGUAGUUCUGUCACCUGAUGGAAAAUCAGCACGACGGUCAGGGAGUUUCUGUAAUGCGAUUGUCUUCACGAACAGACCGGUGAAAUGCAUGGAGAAAGUGUCUAUCAAAUUUACGGACACCACUGGGAAUUGGAGUGGUGUGAUACGUUUUGGGUUCACCUCCCGUAGUCCUGUGGAACUCGGCACAGCACCCUCGCUACCACGUUAUGCAUGCCCUGAUCUAACCAGCAGGCCUGGCUUUUGGGCCAAGGCAUUAGGGGAAAGCUAUGCAGAUAAGAAUAACGUGCUGAGUUUUUGGGUCAAUAGACAAGGUGAAGUUAUGUAUUCUGUUAAUAAUGAUAACAAAGGAGUUUUCUUCAAUGAUGUGGAGACAAAUGAACCAUUAUGGGGCUUGAUGGAUAUUUAUGGUAACACAGUAGAGGUGCGAUUGACAGAGUGUGCUGAAACUGAGCCAACAAGAGCCCCAAUUCUGGAUCCUCCUAGUGACUUUCCGGUACCGUUACCACAGAUCCUACCUUCGCCUGUAGUUGACUUGGACACUGACAGCUCACAGAGUAGCUUUGGAUCACUUCUACAUUCGAAUGAUAGUCUAGCAAGUGGCGAAGGUUUAGUUUCUCGUAUUAUUCCAGGAAUAUUACCCGUGCCCUUUCAUGAGAUCUGUGGUCUAAACGUACUUUUGAAUCCAAGUAAAAUCCAAGCACGGAGAAUAGAUGGGGAGUUUCAAAAUGGUUUAGUCUUCCUAAGUCAACCAGUACAUGCCGGUGAACUUGUCGUUAUUGAAGUUUUAGAAACCACACCUAGGUACUUGGGUUGCUUGGCAGUUGGUGUGACAUCCUGUGAUCCGGCUGUUUUGACACCGUCGAUGCUACCAGAGGACUCGGAGGAUCUGUAUGAUCGACAGGAGUACUGGGCACUUAGUAGAGAUAUAGCAUUGCCAGAUAGUGGGGACCAAUUAAGUUUUAUUAUAAACCCUGACGGGGAAGUACAUUAUCAUGAAAACGGAAUACAUCGACGUGUUCUCAUGCAUGUGGAUAUUUCUCAGCCACUUUGGAUGCUCUUCGACGUCUAUGGAAGUACUCAAAAAAUCAAAAUUUUAGGCAUUGUACCAGUGAAUUCUGCUACCACUCCGACGACAAGCAUACGUACAAAUUCUGCAGUUUUGGAAAAUUCCCUAAAUAUACCAACGUUCCUUGAUUUAAAUAUAAGCCCACUUCUACCGCGGAGAAUCGGUAAUAUUCCGGAUAGUGCCGGCCAGGAUUUACAUGAUAGUGUGUCCGGUUUAGUUGGAACUGGUGCUAGCAGCGGUACAGCUGUGGGAAAUUCUGGUGUUCCAAAGAGCGGGGAAGAGUGUGUGAUCUGUUAUGAUAGACCGGUUGAUUCAGUCAUUUACACCUGUGGACACAUGUGUCUAUGUCACCCAUGUGGUGUCAAACUCAAACAGCAGGCAGGGGCUGUCUGUCCCAUCUGUCGAUCAAUCCUACGAGAUGUCAUAAAAACGUACAAGGCAUGAGAAUUGAGCAAUUUUAACAGAAAUUGUUGUUACCAUGAUGUUGAGAAUACCAUUUCUGCUUGAGAUUUGAGACUACACGCAACAGUCUAUUAAUAUCAUGCAGAAGUAUAUUCUGUAUUCAUAACUUGUUAUUCAGAAAAACACACAGCCAUUCAUAUAGACAUCUAUGGCAUCACUACUUUUAUAUAAUAACCAUGAAUCUUCAUAGACUUGUAGAAAUUGAUGGAACAGCAAUAUAGAUACCAAGAGGUAUAUUGUGAGAAUGUCAUCCUAUGAUCAGCACUUUCAGAAAUGACAGUAUCUUUCCUUCAACUUUCAACUGACUCUGAGCUGGCCAAAUUGCUAUCCUAUUCAUUAGAGCUAAGGGUAUCCUGAUGUAGUUUAAUUUUGUUGUAAUAUGUGGAUUUUUGACACACACCUAGCUUAUAGUUCAUGUAACAAAUCAAUGCCAUUCAAGCCUCUCUAAAACUACUUUGCCUUCUUAAUCUCAGGGCGUGUGCAGAUAUAUAAAAAUAAAGAGCCCAGAUGGACUUACCCACUCUUGAACCAUAUCUCUGUCUAGAAUCACAAUUUUAAUAAAAAAAACAACAAGUCAUUAUUUAUGAUUUGACGCAUU